This is a messenger RNA of Macrosiphum euphorbiae (potato aphid), 420 nucleotides long. Lineage: Eukaryota; Metazoa; Arthropoda; Insecta; Hemiptera; Aphididae. The record is from the annotation of a GenBank genome assembly.
AUGGACGCAUUGGACGGAGUAUCGCCGAAGAAGGUCUUCAAACCCUAUUGGAGAAUGACACUCGCCAAAUCGUCGUGUUGGAAAAGGCCAGAACCGACGCCGGCCGUUGUAGCCGAACCGUAUCGGAAACCGAUGCUCGCAAAGCCGUCGUGCUGGAAUCCGCCACCGACGCCGACCGUUGUAGCCAAACCGUAUUGGAGAGUGACGCUCGCAAAGUCGUCGUGCUGGAAGCGGCCGGAACAGACACCGACCGUUGUAGCAGAACCAAUUCGGAGAUCGAUGCUCUCAAAGUCGUCGCCUCCGUGGUGGAAUCCGCCACCGACGCCGGCCGUUGUAGCCAAACGGUAUUGGAGACCGACGCUUGCAAGGUCGUUGUGGUGGAGACGGCCACCGCCGCCUCUUGUCGCCCAAGCAGCUUAG